Messenger RNA from Falco peregrinus (peregrine falcon), 1179 nucleotides. RefSeq names its product glyoxylate and hydroxypyruvate reductase (gene GRHPR). Bases 54 to 1022 code for a protein of 322 amino acids. The transcript is spliced from 9 exons. The record is from RefSeq and is a predicted model, not a curated record. Lineage: Eukaryota; Metazoa; Chordata; Aves; Falconiformes; Falconidae. Gene Ontology annotation, molecular function: glyoxylate reductase (NADPH) activity; hydroxypyruvate reductase [NAD(P)H] activity; hydroxypyruvate reductase (NADH) activity. Gene Ontology annotation, cellular component: cytosol.
CCGCCCGGGGUCGCUGCGGCGGCGGCGGCGGCGGGCGGGCGCGCGGCGCGGCCAUGGCGGUGUUCGUGACGCGGCGGAUCCCGGCCGAGGGGCUGCGGGUCCUGUCGCAGGCCGGCGGGUGCCGCGUCCAGCAGUGGGACUCGGAGGAGCCGGUGCCGCGGGCAGAGCUGCUGGCCGGCGUGGCGGGGAAGCGCGGGCUGCUCUGCCUCCUCUCCGACCGCAUCGACCGCGAGGUGCUGGAGGCCGCCGGACCUGGCCUGAAAGUCAUCAGCACCAUGUCCGUGGGCUUUGACCACCUCUCCCUGGACGAAAUCAAGAAGCGAGGGAUCCGGGUGGGGUACACCCCCGACGUCCUGACCGAUGCCACUGCAGAACUCUCCGUGGCUUUGCUGCUGGCUGCGUGCCGCCGGCUGCCGGAGGCAGCGGAGCAGGUAAAGAAUGGUGGCUGGACAACGUGGAAGCCCUUAUGGAUGUGCGGCUAUGGUCUGUCUGGUAGUACGGUGGGCAUCAUAGGUCUGGGGAGAAUAGGACAGGCAGUUGCCCACCGCCUAAAGCCGUUUGGGGUCAAGAAGUUUUUGUACGCUGGCACUUGUCCGAAAUCAGAGUGCGCUGCGGAGUUCGCAGCUGAGUUUGUCCCACUCACGAGGCUGGCCGAAGAGUCGGACUUCGUUGUGGUGACUUGUGCUUUGACUCCGGCCACCCAGGGAAUGUGCAACAAGGACUUUUUUGGCAGAAUGAAGAAGACCUCUGUGUUCAUCAACACGAGCAGGGGGGCCGUGGUGAACCAGGAUGACCUGUAUGAUGCGCUGGCCCAUGGGCAGAUUGCAGCAGCAGGCCUGGAUGUCACGACACCGGAGCCACUGCCCACUGACCACCCCCUGCUCUCCCUCAAGAACUGUGUGAUUCUGCCGCACAUCGGGAGUGCCACGUAUGCCACAAGAAGCACCAUGGCAGUGCUGGCAGCCAACAACCUGCUGGCCGGGCUGCGAGGGGAGCCCAUGCCCCACGAGCUGCUGCUGUGACGGCCAGAGCCCCGCUCCCUCAGAGCAGCAGGACUUGGCGUUCCCUUCCCUGGAGAAGCCUCGUGGACCAGUCCUGUGCCUCCUCGCCUCUGCAGCAGCAUGCCAGUGGUGCCUGUGGUGAGGGAACUGCGCUGUAGCCAUUAAAGAGAAGCAGUGA